Pisolithus orientalis is the source of this 741-nucleotide messenger RNA. RefSeq lists its product as uncharacterized. Bases 126 to 638 code for a protein of 170 amino acids. The record is from RefSeq and is a predicted model, not a curated record. NCBI's taxonomy places the organism in Eukaryota, Fungi, Basidiomycota, Agaricomycetes, Boletales, Pisolithaceae. The transcript has 2 exons.
UGACUAGGAUGACAACGUUGGGCACAGCACAUUCGAGGUGGCAUGGGUUCAUGCACUGAGCUCGAGCUGCUAGGAUAUGUGACGAAGUGUGGAACCACUUCCAACUUGCUACUUCAAUCGGUUUCAUGGCAGCUGCUGUAGCUUGGUUCAGUGCGCGACCACAGACAACUGAAGGGAAAGACAACAUGGAUUUGCAAGUGGAGUGCGAGCGCUUGAAGUUUCUACUCGUUUUCUUGAUGUUUCACUUACAAGUUUGCUGUUCUAGGAUAGACUACGAAGAGAGCGAUGGCUUUAGUUUAGCAUUCGAUCACAACAGCUCCAGGCACGAAGACUCACUGGCAAAAGGAGAUAGCUGUUGUAUUGUGGAGACAAACCUUGACUGUGAAAGCUGCUUGAGGUCAAUGGCGAAUGAAGUUGGUGCCUACACCUGUCAGAGUCGAAGACCUAUCUUCGAAGCAGGUUCGAGGAUCUACAGACCUAAGGUGACAGCUUUUAUUACAGUUGGAACAUGUGCUACUUCAAGAUGUUUUGUUUCUAGCAGUGAACAAGUAGUAAACGAAGGCAGGCAACUUGAAGUCACUCUGCAACACUUAGCACGAGGGCUUCAGCCCCCAGACGAAGUGCCAGACAAAGUAUGAGGAGUCAAGCAUGUGUGUACACAGAGAGUCCAUGGUACGAGAAUGAGAAGGGUGGCAUAGAGGAAGUCCUGGUACAUAUAUGUAUUUGAGAUGCUUUGUAGAG